Lampris incognitus (smalleye Pacific opah) is the source of this 773-nucleotide messenger RNA. RefSeq lists its product as uncharacterized. The record is from RefSeq and is a predicted model, not a curated record. The transcript is spliced from 2 exons. NCBI's taxonomy places the organism in Eukaryota, Metazoa, Chordata, Actinopteri, Lampriformes, Lampridae. The coding region runs from base 1 to 657 and encodes 218 amino acids.
AUGUCAGGAAGACACCCAAUAGGCUCUUUAGUUUUGAUUCUUGCACUGACCUUUGUGGGGGCUGUUAAGGAGCUCAACUCCAUCAAGGAUUUGAAGAAAAUUACAUCUGGAGAUUCUGUCCCUCGGCACAGCCUUGUCCUGCUCUACUGGUUUGCAAACACUAUUGAAAUUGACAACAAUGGUGUCAUACUGCUGACCUUUGAACCCAACAAUGGAGAUUACGGCACUCAUCAUUACGGCAAUUAUGAGGGGCUUCUUGACCCUCUGCCGCGGAGAGGUGUCCCACACCGCUACUACACCCUUGGCAAUCUCAAUCAAAUGGACAAUCAAAACAGUGCCUAUGCAUUUCCAGCCUAUGUCACCCAGAAUCUUCACAACUGGAUGGAAUAUGAAGAAAGAAACAGGGCCCGUAUCAUAUUUAGAGUCAGUGGGAACACAGGACGGCAAGCAGGGCAGAGAAUAGACCAAGUCUAUAUCACCCAGCAUUUUGAGUCUAACCUGGGCCAGGGGACGAGGUAUGACCCAGCACACACCUACUCCAUCACUACUGACCUGCUGAGGGAGAUCAGAGAGUUUACCGUACGAGAAAACCAGAGGAAUUCACUGCCUCAGCUGAGAGCGCGCUUUGGAAGAAACAUAGAUGAUUCACAUACUUGAAUAUGGAGCUGCCAAGGAAGAGGAAAAGAGGAAGUUUAUGGAUGUGGUGAGGGAGGACAUGCGGGUGGCUGGUGUGACAGAGGAAGAUGCAGAGGACAGGAAGAGAUGGAAACGGA